Molecule: messenger RNA, 1422 nt
Organism: Cyphellophora attinorum
Lineage: Eukaryota; Fungi; Ascomycota; Eurotiomycetes; Chaetothyriales; Cyphellophoraceae
Exons: 2
Coding region: 1-1422 (473 amino acids)
Biological process (GO): mitochondrial respiratory chain complex assembly
Cellular component (GO): mitochondrial inner membrane peptidase complex
Molecular function (GO): serine-type endopeptidase activity
Source: RefSeq, a predicted model, not a curated record
AUGCCUCCGGCAUCAAGAGGGCUGCAGCUGGCUCUACGACAUUGCUCACCAUACAAGCCACUACGACAAUUUCAGACGCAGAGUCGUGUCAGAAGCAGCUACGUGCCUCCUACACCGAGGCCCAUACCCAAGGCCAGACCCAAGGCAUCAGUAUGGAGCAGAGUACAACAAUUAGAGAUGCGACAGCUCUGGAAAGAGCUCUGGAGGAACUUUCGUGAAGCACGAAUAUGGGCACCCUUCCGAGCCAUUUCACGCCAGAUACACAAAAUACCAGCACCAUACCGACGGUUCAUAGGCAACGUCCUCAAGUUCCUGCCCAUAAUCUCAGUCGCGAUCAUCCACUUUCCCUACCAAGUCAUGCACACCAAUGGCAGCUCCAUGUCUCCAUUUCUCAACCCGAACAACACGCCCGACCUGCCCGAGACGAAAGACAAGCUCCUCAUCAAGAAGCUCGGCAUGGAGAACCUCGGCUUCUUCCGCAUGAAGUACACACCGGACGGCACAAUCAGACGAGGCGAGAUUGUCGUCUUCACCACGCCGCACGACCCGACCAAAAUCGCAGUGAAACGCGUCGUCGGUCUGCCAGGUGACAUCGUCACGCCCCUGUCGGGUUUUGACGGCCCGUCCGAAGUCAUUGUGCAGUACAACCAUAUCUGGGUGGAAGGCGACGUCGACGACCGGGAGAAGAGCCGCGACAGCAACUGGUAUGGCCAGAUCAGCCAGAACUUGGUCAUUGGCCGCGUAGUGGCGGUGCUCGAGCCCUGGUACAGCCCGCGAUGGCUGAAUAUCGACGAGCACAACUACCCCGCCAAGCGCAAAGGCCGGGUAGCGAAUGACGCAGUGGCGGAAGCGAAACUCGAUAUUGACCAGCAGGCCGUGCGCAGCGUGUGGACCGCGGCCGACAACAAAAUUACUGUGCUACUCGCCCAGCUGCGUGGCGCAGCGUCACGCAAGACGGUCGUGAACAUGCUUAUGAGGGAGCAGAAGGCGCGCACGAAAGCGGCACGGCACUACGGCGAUGCGUUGGAUGAAGCUAUGCGCAACGACCCCAACACGCGCGCCACGGCGGUAGAAGUGGUCGAAGCUUUUGCCGCUGUCUUCGAGCAGGCCGGCCUGGACGUAGUGCUAGACGAGCACCAGAGAUUGGAUCUGCAGCCCAAUAUGGAGGCGCGUGAACGUAUGAAAGAGCAGGUAGGCAGAGCCGGUAUGAUGGCGAAAGCGGAGAAGGAGCUGGAAGAGUACGAUCAGUGGAGCUGGUGGAAUCGGUACAAGCCUAGGGCUGUGCUGGCGGGUCGACUGGAGAAGAGGAAGGCGGAGUGGGAGAAGGAGGUCAAGCAACUGGAACGGAGGAAUGCUUCGACGAGGGAGCUGGAGAAUUUGGAGGCUGGCCACUUGGGUGCUGCUACUGGGCGGCGCGAGUAG